Messenger RNA from Saccostrea echinata, 1210 nucleotides. RefSeq lists its product as uncharacterized. The transcript has 8 exons. The record is from RefSeq and is a predicted model, not a curated record. NCBI's taxonomy places the organism in Eukaryota, Metazoa, Mollusca, Bivalvia, Ostreida, Ostreidae. Bases 299 to 1210 code for a protein of 303 amino acids.
UAUAACAAAAAUAACAGAGGGAGAAAGCUUUAUCAUUAGAUGCAUUGUGUAUGGAAUACCUGCUCUACACUUCUUUGAUUCCUCAAAUGCUUCCAUCGAUUGGAUAUUUCAAACCAAUAACAGGGUUGUAAUUCUUGGCCAAUUUCCAAAAAGAUUUUAUCAACCAAAAUACGAAAUACAACCAGAUGAAUGGAAUAUAACGUCUGUCGAUAAUACUUUGCAGAAUGCCAUAAAUCUUACCAUUGUUAUUAAUGAGGUAACUGAAAGAGACAAAGGAAUUUACACAUGCGUGGUUUCCAUGGGGUCUGAGGUGGUUAGAAGAACCCUUAACCUAACAGAUGAAACUGCCAGCUCUUCUCUUGUGUUCAUUGACUACGCAGUACCGAGAGAAGAGGCAGAUAAGAGGUGUUCUUUCUAUGGUUUCAAGACCCUAGAUAAUAAGGCAACGGAACAUGAACUUAGUUCUAUCAUGCAGUCUAAUGAAACGGUAUGGACGUUAACUGUUGAAGACAAAUAUGUCGUUAUAAAACAUCGGCAAUGGCUUUCAAUCAGAGGCUGUCAUCAUAUAAAUCUGACACACAAUGGUGAACUGCACCACGACUGUAAUCUUGUAUUUGAUUCACCGGACAACAUGAUGAGUUCAUAUAUUGGAAUACAUAACACUUCCUGUUACGUAAUACCAGAGAAUAUAAAGGAAUUUGAGAAAAAACAGCUUCCAGAAUCGCUGUGUAAUUGGCGAUGUACUGAUGUGAUUGAGACUUCGUGUGGUGGAACAGAGGCAAUAUCACUCUACAAAGUCAUAGAUGUGACUUACAAAAAUUUUUCGGGGUUUAAACCAUCCCAUGAAGAACAAUGCAAUGCUUUGUAUCUACCUGAUGUUGAACUGCCUUAUCAAAGGAUAGCUUGCCAAAACACGUCAACGUGCUCAACUUUGUGUCUACAAAGUAUUAGAAACAAGACAGAUAAUAAAAUAAACGUUGUCGAGAAGUAUCGUGAUACUAGUUCGACUGAAUGGAUGAAGGCUUGGGAAUCGUGUGCUGAACAUAGUGCCAGUCUCCCUGACGAAAGGGGAAAUUUUUCGUAUAACUUUACUGAAUUUCUAUGUCUUGGAAUAAUCAAGAGUAGUCAACUGAUAUUCAAGGAUUCAAGUCAGGAUUUUGAAGAAGAUAUUCUUACCUUCCUACUUCCACUUCUCAGAUCAAAACGAUGA